AUGGCUUUUGGUGGUCCAAUGCAACAAAAUCCAGUUGGAAGUUUAGCCGAUUUAACUGGUGAAUUUCCAGGUGGUUAUUAUAAAAUUGAUCAUCGAGAUACAAACACACUUCUUUCAGUCACAUUAUUACCAAAUGGACAAAUCUUUACUCAACCAGGUGCAAUGGUUGCUAUGACUCCUGAUGUUACGCUUAAAGGAAAAUUAAAAUUUUCUUUUAGAAAAAUGAUUACAGGUGGUGAAAUGUCUCAAACAACUUAUACUGGUCCUGGAGAAAUAUUAUUUGCACCACCAGUUUGGGGUGAUAUAAUAGCAAUACAUUUAGAUGGAAAUACUCGUUGGACAGUUGGUAAAGGAGGAUAUUUAGGAAUGUCAGAUGGAAUUACAAAAGAAACAAAAUCACAAGGUUUAGGUAAAGCAAUAUUUUCUGGUGAAGGUUUAUUUGUUCAACAAUUUAUGGGACGAGGUGUUCUUUUUAUUACUUCUCUUGGUGGAAUUGUUCAACGUCAUUUAAAACAAGGUGACCAAUUAAUUGUUGAUAAUGGUCAUUUAGUUGCUUGGACAUGUACAUAUUCAAUAGAAAGAGCAGGUGGAAGUAUUUCAGCUGGUGCACAUUCUGGUGAAGGACUUGUCUGUAGAUUUACAGGACCUGGAAUUAUUUAUAUUCAGACUCGUAAUCCAGACGCUUUAUCAGAAUGGAUAGCUGGUCAGGCCCAUCCUAGACAAUAA
Molecule: messenger RNA, 726 nt
Organism: Adineta steineri
Lineage: Eukaryota; Metazoa; Rotifera; Eurotatoria; Adinetida; Adinetidae
Source: the annotation of a GenBank genome assembly